Bubalus bubalis (water buffalo) is the source of this 2607-nucleotide messenger RNA. RefSeq names its product kinesin-like protein KIF19. Gene Ontology annotation, biological process: microtubule-based movement. NCBI's taxonomy places the organism in Eukaryota, Metazoa, Chordata, Mammalia, Artiodactyla, Bovidae. The record is from RefSeq and is a predicted model, not a curated record. Gene Ontology annotation, molecular function: microtubule motor activity; ATP binding; microtubule binding.
AGAUCUACAAUGAGAUGAUCCGGGACCUGCUGAACCCUUCCCUGGGGUACCUGGAGCUGAGGGAAGACUCCAAGGGAGUGAUCCAGGUGGCUGGACUCACUGAGGUCUCCACCAUCAAUGCCAAAGAGAUCAUGCAGCUGCUGAUGAGAGGGAACCGGCAGAGGACCCAGGAGCCCACGGCCGCCAACCAGACGUCCUCGCGCUCCCACGCCGUGCUCCAGGUGACCGUGCGCCAGCGCGGCCGGGUCAGGGACGUCCUGCAGGAGGUGCGGCAGGGCCGCCUCUUCAUGAUCGACCUGGCUGGCUCUGAGCGGGCCUCCCAGACGCAGAACCGUGGGCAGCGCAUGAAAGAGGGGGCCCACAUCAACCGCUCGCUGCUGGCCCUGGGCAACUGCAUCAAUGCGCUGAGUGACAAGGGCGCCAACAAGUACGUCAACUAUCGCGACAGCAAGCUCACCCGCCUCCUGAAGGACUCCCUGGGGGGAAACAGCCGCACCGUGAUGAUCGCCCACAUCAGCCCAGCAAGCAGCGCCUUCGAGGAGUCCCGGAACACCCUGACCUACGCCGGCCGGGCCAAGAGCAUCAAGACCCGGCUGGCGCUGGAGCAGCGGUGCCGAGAGCUGCGCGCGCGGGGCCGCCGCCUGGAGCAGACGCUGCCGCGGCGCGUCAGCUCGGAGCAGCAGCGCGAGGCGCUCGGCCUGCUCUGCCGCGUGCACGAGCUGGAGCUGAAGAACGCCGAGAUGCAGUCGCAAGCCCUGCUCCGCGACGGCGCGCUCCGCCACCGCCGCGAGGCCCUGCGCCGCCUGGAGCAGCGCCGCAGCCUCUGCGAGGAGAUCAUCCGCGCCCAGCGGCAGCUCAUCCAGGACUGCAACCUGGCUGUGCCGCAGCAUCUGAAGGAGCUGUACGAAGUGUACCUGCGGGAGCAGGAGGAGGGCAACCUGGAGCGUGCCACCAUGAUGGACCGCCUGGCCUCUCGGGCCCUGCAGGACAGCACCUUGCCCAAGCUUAGCCCACCAGGAACCGUGCUGACUCCGGAGGAGUCUGACCUAGACAAGGUCAAGAUACCUAACUCCGAGUCCCCGCACCAGCACGGAAGCUUCCUCCCUCUGCUUGGCACUGAGAGUGAAGCCAAGCACCCAGUCAAGACCAGCUCCUGGGCCUGGCAAGCGAAGGGCUCCUUUAUGCCCACCCCACCCCGAAUCCCGGCCGGCAACCUGGUGAUGCAGGAGGCCGCCACUCAGGUCGGUCUGAUCGGCCAGAUCAACUCCUCCCCUGAAAACAUCGAGAAUCUGUCGGAGAUCCCCUUGUCCCUCAAAGGGAGGAAGGAGACCACAGCCGACACUAAGAGCAUCACCGGGAAGGCUGCCCGGCGCCGUUCACAGGCCCUGGGGGCCGAGGCGCGCCAACUGCUGGCACCCACCAUAAAGCAGAGCAGCCUGUCCCUGCACUUGCUGGGCGAGACUGAUGAUGUGCAGCUGCCCGGACCGCUGGCCUGCAAGCGGCCGCCCAGCCCCACCCUCCAGCACGCCGCCAGCGAGGACAGCCUGUCCAGCAGCACAGGCGAGGCUCCAUCCCGGGCAGUCGAGCGUCAUGGCGAUGGCCCUUGUCCCCCGCUGCAAGGCCAGAAGAAAAGCCCAAGAAAGAAACGAGAGGAGUCCCUGGAGGCAAAGAGGAAGCGGAAGUCCCAGGGCGUUGAAAUCACAGGACAAGGGAUCCCCACACAGCUCCCAGCUCAUCUAGCUCUCCAGCCAAUGAAGCUCUCCCGCCCCAAGAUGCACGUCGCUGGACUCUGUCCUGUGGAGAGUCACACCACAGAAGAGAGGAUGCCAGUGAUUGGGCACCUGACCCCUACCAUCAGGCCACUGGGAAAGGCCACGCUGCCUAUGGCCAAGGUCAAACUUCCUCCGUGCCAGAACUCGGGCCCGGAGGACACCUCCCCUGUCGCUGCCAGCUCCAACCCAGGCGAUGUUUCCGAAAGGGUUGGUCGGAUGCCCCGCCUGACCUAUGGCACAAGCACCCAAGGCAAAAACGGAUGCUUACGGCACAACUGAGGGGCCCUGCCCGGAACCGGCCCUCCUGCCCGCCAAGGCUUGAUGGGGUGUGGCAGCAAAGGGAGACGGAGGCUGGGCAGAUGGGGAUGACCUGGCGUCAGGAGCUCGGGAUCUCAGAAGGCUGGGGCCCCUGGGACCCAGGAACCAUGGGGGUGCCUGCCCCCACACUUCCGUGCCUUCAGUGCCAACGGGAAGGGGAGCUGAGCCCAGGAGGCAUGGCCUGGAUGGCAGGGCUCCCUGGCUUCCCAGCCCUGGAUCCCAGGGCUCUCUGGGCAGAGACUCCUGUUGCCGAAACUCUAUUCUAAGAUCUGCAACCAGAUUGGCCUGAGGAAUGUGGGGCGGGGGUGGAGCAGGGAGGGACUGUUCGUGGGAUUAGGGCUCCUGGGCCCACAUCUGGGACAAGGGCAUGCUGGAUGGUUGGGGAAGGGCCCGACGGGCAUUUCCCUUACUGUGGCUGGGGGCUGGAAAGGAAUCUAGAUUUGUUACUCAGCAGUCGCUUCCACCUUCCCCCUGCCCCCCAACUGCUUGUUAACAAUAAAAAUCCCAUUUGAGUUUU